This is a messenger RNA of Dentiscutata erythropus, 221 nucleotides long. Lineage: Eukaryota; Fungi; Glomeromycota; Glomeromycetes; Diversisporales; Gigasporaceae. The record is from the annotation of a GenBank genome assembly.
CUUCGGCUCUUCUGAAGCACAUUCUUCUUAAUAUAUCUACGAUAUUAAAUUCAAAGAUCCUUUCUAUUAAAUGGGGAUUACGUUCUAUUUCGACACUAACAACUUCUCUUUCUAUAUUUGAAAUAUUUGACAUAUUUGAAAGAUUUAGAAAAAAGUCAACAAAUCAAAAAGGCUUAAAAAGACUUAGAAAGAAAAAAGUCAACGAAUCGAAAAGGCGCUAA